AGAACCAAUCGUUUGCUGUCAAACUUCAUACUCUUACCUUCAAACUUCUUCAUACACAACACAUUCAAUUUUUUUUUCAAUUUGUUCUCUACAGAACCCCAGAUAUUGAUUUCUUAUCAGCAAGACAUGGGAACUUCGAGCGAAGUCUCUAAUAAGCUCCAUUUCUUGCUCUUCCCUUUCAUGGCUCACGGCCACAUGAUACCGACUCUGGACAUGGCCAAGCUCUUCGCUACCAAAGGAGCUAAAUCCACUAUCCUCACUACUCCUCUCAACUCCAAGCUCUUCUUCGAGAAACCCAUCAAAUCAUUCAACCAAGAGAACCCGGGUCUCGAAGACAUCACAACCCAGAUCCUUGAUUUCCCUUGCACAGAGCUCGGUUUGCCAGAAGGAUGCGAGAACACCGAUUUCAUCUUCUCGAGCCCUGACCUAGAUAAAGGUGACUUGGGUCAAAAGUUUUUACUUGCAAUGAAAUAUUUCCAAGAGCCAUUAGAGCAUGUCCUCGAGACAAUGAAACCAGACUGUCUAGUUGGCAACAUGUUUUUCCCCUGGGCCACUAAAGUAGCUGAGAAGUUUGGAGUACCGAGACUUGUGUUCCACGGAACAGGCUGCUUCUCUUUAUGUGCUUCUCAUUGCCUUAGGCUCCACAAGCCUUACAAGAACGUAGCAUCGAGUUCUGAGCUCUUUGUGAUUCCUGAACUUCCAGGAGAUAUUGUGAUUACAGAGGAACAGGUCAUAGAGAAAGAAGAAGAGUCUGUAAUGGGGAAGUUUAUGAAGGGAAUCAGAGAAUCAGAGAGAGAAAGCUUUGGUGUGUUGGUGAAUAGCUUUUACGAGCUUGAACCUGCUUACGCUGGUUUUCUAAAGAGAUUUGUGGCCAGAAGAGCGUGGCACAUCGGUCCGCUUUCUUUAGGCAAUAGAAAGUUCGAGGAGAAAGCAGGAAGAGGUAAAAAGGCGAGCAUUGAUGAACAUGAAUGUUUGAAAUGGCUUGAUUCCAAGAAAUGUGAUUCAGUGGUUUACUUGUCCUUUGGAACCAUGUCAAGCUUCAAUAAAGAUCAGCUUAUAGAGAUUGCAGCUGGGAUGGAAAUGUCAGGACAUGAUUUUGUCUGGGUGGUUAACAAAUAUGGGAGCCAAGGUGAGAAGGAGGAGUGGUUACCAGAGGGAUUCGAAGAGAAGACGAAAGGAAAAGGAUUGAUCAUCCGAGGAUGGGCACCACAAGUGCUGAUACUAGAGCACCAAGCAAUAGGCGGAUUUGUGACGCAUUGCGGAUGGAACUCGCUUCUAGAAGGCGUAGCAUCGGGACUGCCAAUGGUGACGUGGCCCGUGGGAGCCGAGCAGUUUUACAACGAGAAAUUGGUGACACAAGUGUUGAAAACAGGAGUGAGUGUAGGAGUGAAGAAGAUGAUGAAAGUCGUUGGAGACUUCAUCAGCAGAGAAAAAGUGGAGAGAGCGGUCAAGGAAGUGAUGGCUGGAGAUGAGAGGAGGAAACGGGCAAAAGAGCUAGGGGAAAUGGCGAAAACCGCCGUGAAAGAAGGAGGAUCUUCAUAUAUUGAGUUGAAUACGUUGAUGGAAGAACUUAAGUUAGUUAAACUGCAAAAAGAGAAGGAAUCACAACAAAAAACUGAACGGUUUGCAAGAUAAGGAACAAUGUUUUUGUAAUUCUACUGGUUUUGAGUUACCAAAAAUUACUACAGAAAAUUGUAUUUGAUCAUUCAAGUAAUUUACAAAGAAUGACCUUCUUAGUUGGUACUA
Capsella rubella is the source of this 1746-nucleotide messenger RNA. Its product is annotated as UDP-glycosyltransferase 73B1. Gene Ontology annotation, molecular function: UDP-glycosyltransferase activity. The record is from RefSeq and is a predicted model, not a curated record. The transcript has 2 exons. The coding region runs from base 127 to 1635 and encodes 502 amino acids. NCBI's taxonomy places the organism in Eukaryota, Viridiplantae, Streptophyta, Magnoliopsida, Brassicales, Brassicaceae.